AUGAGAGGUACGACUCAGUUCUACUCUGCCACCGACAUGUCUACCGACCUCGCUGUCAUGCCUACUGACACUCCCACUGACACUGCAACUCGUCCAAAGCUUUCACGACGACAGCCUCGGGCGCACCCGCCCUAUACGAAGAUGGUGCAGAAGGCAAUCGCCGAAUUGAAUGAGAAGUCCGGAUCGUCCAAAAGCGCCAUCGUACGAUAUCUCGUUCAAAACUACCAACUCGGAGACAACGUUAGCAAGGUUCGUUCUGUCUUCCCUGAUUGGAGAUGGUGGGGCAGUUAG
This is a messenger RNA of Haemonchus placei, 291 nucleotides long. The record is from the annotation of a GenBank genome assembly. NCBI's taxonomy places the organism in Eukaryota, Metazoa, Nematoda, Chromadorea, Rhabditida, Trichostrongylidae.